AUGCUUCUUUCAACACGCGCUGGUCGUUCGAGCAGGCCUUGCGCAGCCUUCGUUCGGCUUGCAAAGCACCGGGCGCAUCGUCGUCAAGAUACUUCUCAUAUUUCACCACAUUGGAGAUACUACGCCACAGAGGGAGUUGGUGCGGAAGACUCGGCCUCUGAUCCUGGAUUACUCCUAAAAAACUCAAAAGCGAGGUUCAAUGAAAUAGGGGUUCAGCAACUAAGCAGCCAUGUCUACUCCCAAAUCUUUCCCGAUAGCUGUACACCACCCCCAAAAGAACUUGUAGACCUCUCAAAGGACCAUCUUCGGCGGCAUGAGCUAUUAGGAAAGAACACUGACAACACUCCUCCAAUUUCCUUCGACCUCCCCGAAUUACAAGGACGAACGCUCGACGAACACUUUCACAAACUCGGAGUCGACGCCGCAGAGCCUUUUCUAUCACAAGCAAAACAGUUUACAAGAUCAAAUCCCCCUCCAAAGCCACGGAAAUGGGUUCGAAGGAGUGGAUGGACGAAAUACUAUGCAGAUGGUCGGACAGAGGCAGUGGAUGCGCCUCAGGAGGAGAUGCUGUGUUUUGAUACGGAAGUAAUGUGGAAGGAGAGUUCAUUCGCGGUCAUGGCAUGUGCAGUCAGUCCUACGAAUUGGUAUGCUUGGUUAUCGCCCUGGUUGCUGGGAGAAAGCGAGAACGAUCGACACUUGAUACCUCUAGGAGAUCCAAACCAAGCUCGAAUCAUUGUGGGACACAAUAUUGGCUACGAUAGGGCGAGGAUUGCGGAGGAGUAUGACUUGCAACAGACCAAAAACAAUUUUCUCGAUACGAUGUCCUUACAUGUGGCUGUCAAUGGAAUGUGCUCACGGCAGAGACCUACUUGGAUGAAGCACAGGAAAAAUCGGGAAUUGAGGGACAAGAUUGCCAGUGAGACGGACAAUGCUGAAUUGUCGGCCUUGUUAGGAAAUAAGGCUUUGACUGAGGAGGAAGAGGAGUUGUGGGUGGGUCGAAGUUCUGUCAAUUCGCUGCGGGACGUUGCGAAAUUCCAUCUAGACAUUACGAUCGACAAGGCGCAAAGGGACCAAUUUGGAGAGCUAGAUCGAGCCGGAGUACGAGCGAAGCUUGAUGAGCUUCUAGAUUACUGCGCCGCUGAUGUUUCUGUCACACACCGGGUGUACAAGAUUGUGUUUCCGAAUUUCCUGGAGACAUGUCCUCAUCCUGUGAGUUUUGCGGCUCUACGGCAUCUAUCGUCCGUCAUACUUCCGGUGGAUAAGUCGUGGGAGGCAUAUAUCGCAAAUGCAGAGGCGACAUAUCACAAGUUAUCAGAUGCCGUCCAAGAAAGACUUAUUGCACUGACUGAGAAGGCAUUGGAUAUUAAAGGCCACGAAGAGAAAUGGAGCAACGAUCCUUGGCUCCGGCAGAUGGAUUGGUCUGGCCAGGAAGUCAGGAUGGUGAAGGGAAAGAAAAAGAAUGAUCCUCCUCGACCAGCAGCUAGGCAGAAGAUGCCGGGGAUGCCACAAUGGUACAAGGAUCUGUUCAGCAAGAAGGAUGGACCGAUCGGACUGUCUGUACGGACAAGAGUUGCUCCUUUACUUCUUCGGUUACAAUGGGAUGGAAACCCAUUAGUCUGGUCUGAUCAGUAUGGAUGGACUUUCAAAGUGCCAGUUGCAGAUGCCCAUAAGUACAAAGAGAAGCAGAUGCAGGAGUGCACUGCGUUUGACGAGAAAGACAUCACAUUGAGAGACGACAGAAGUAGCGUAUACUUCAAAUUGCCCCAUAAAGAUGGACCUACUGCACGUUGUGCGAAUCCAAUGGCGAAGAGUUACAUGGCCUAUUUCGAACAGGGCAUUUUAUCCUCCGAAUUCACAUACGCAAAGGAAGCUCUGGAGAUGAAUGCUUCUUGUUCGUAUUGGAUCAGCGCAAGAGAUCGAAUCAUGUCUCAGAUGGUCGUGUAUGAGAGUGAUGGUGCAAAGGGAUCAGAGAAGAAAUCGGAUUCGGAAACAGGAUAUAUUUUGCCUCAAGUGAUUCCGAUGGGGACUGUCACUCGAAGAGCAGUGGAAAAUACAUGGCUCACAGCAAGCAAUGCCAAGGUCAACCGUGUAGGGUCAGAACUCAAAUCGAUGGUUAGGGCUCCUCCUGGCUAUUGCUUUGUUGGCGCAGAUGUGGAUUCGGAGGAACUCUGGAUCGCAAGUCUUAUCGGUGAUGCUCAAUUCAGAAUCCAUGGAGGCAAUGCAGUUGGCUUCAUGACUUUGGAAGGAACCAAAGCAGCUGGGACAGAUUUGCACUCGCGGACUGCGCAAAUUCUGGGAAUUACUAGGAAUGAUGCCAAGGUAUUCAAUUAUGGUCGGAUAUACGGAGCUGGUCUCAAAUUCGCAUCCACUCUACUGCGACAGUUUAACCCGGGUCUCUCUGAAACGGAGACGACCAAGGUUGCUUCUAAUCUUUACCGCGCGACGAAGGGUGUAAAGACGAACAGGAAGACACUACACAAAAAACCAUUCUGGCGCGGUGGAACAGAGAGCUUCGUCUUCAACAAGCUCGAGGAAUUUGCAGAACAGGAACGGCCUCGUACCCCAGUUCUAGGAGCCGGUAUCACAGAAGCACUAAUGAGUCGCUUCGUCAACCAAGGGGGUUUCAUGACCUCCCGAAUCAACUGGGCUAUCCAAUCUUCUGGCGUCGACUACCUUCACCUCAUCAUAGUCGCCAUGGACUACCUGAUCCGCCGCUUCAACAUCAAAGCCCGGCUCGCCAUCACCGUGCAUGAUGAAAUUCGUUACCUAGUCAAAGAAGAAGAUAAAUAUCGCGCCGCCAUGGCCCUCCAAAUCGGCAACGUCUGGACACGAGCCAUGUUCUCGCAACAGGUCGGAAUUAAUGACCUUCCCCAAGCAUGCGCCUACUUCUCUGCUGUCGACAUCGACCACGUGCUCCGAAAAGAAGUAGACAUGGACUGUAUAACACCCUCCAACCACACUAAAAUCCCGCAUGGCGAAUCACUCGACAUCAACACACUCCUCACAAAACCAAACUCUCUCCUCGAUCCUUCUAUCGUCUCCACAGAUCCUACAAACCUAGACAACAUCGCCUAUACCCCUCGUAUCCCAGUCAUGGAAACCCUCUCCUCCAACACGUCGCCCUCUUUCCUCAAAGCGCAAAUCACAGCCGACGAUAAGGAACUCCGUGAGAUUAUUAAAGAUCAAAAGGCCCUCGAAACGCCUACCGUCACGGUACCAAAAACAAGACGCACGACAAAGCGAGGCGAUAUACAACCCUACCAGGCACAAGCAGCACUAAUGGAGCAGCCAAUGAUUGUGUCCGAGCUACUAGGGAACAAGUUCAAGAGUAGUUUUGAUAGUGGCAAGAACAAAAAUUGGGGCUGGGAACGGAGUAUGCCAAUUCGUGGUGGGUCGAGACCUGCUCCUAGGUGGUGA
Lachnellula hyalina is the source of this 3417-nucleotide messenger RNA. RefSeq names its product DNA polymerase gamma, mitochondrial (gene mip-1). Gene Ontology annotation, molecular function: DNA binding; DNA-directed DNA polymerase activity; 3'-5' exonuclease activity. Bases 1 to 3417 code for a protein of 1138 amino acids. The transcript is spliced from 2 exons. Gene Ontology annotation, cellular component: mitochondrion; gamma DNA polymerase complex. The record is from RefSeq and is a predicted model, not a curated record. Gene Ontology annotation, biological process: mitochondrial DNA replication. Lineage: Eukaryota; Fungi; Ascomycota; Leotiomycetes; Helotiales; Lachnaceae.